Molecule: messenger RNA, 14049 nt
Organism: Dermochelys coriacea (leatherback sea turtle)
Lineage: Eukaryota; Metazoa; Chordata; Testudines; Dermochelyidae
Gene: ZDHHC8
Product: zinc finger DHHC-type palmitoyltransferase 8
Exons: 11
Coding region: 169-2502 (777 amino acids)
Biological process (GO): protein palmitoylation
Molecular function (GO): palmitoyltransferase activity
Source: RefSeq, a predicted model, not a curated record
CUGUGCUGGAGGUCAGCUGUUCUCAAUCCCUCUUUCUCACUCCCUUUCUCUCUGUCUCGUCCCUUCUUUCCCUCUGCAGUGGAGGGUCCUCGCAUCUUUCUCUCCCUCCCUCCCCUCCCUCCCCGGCGCCUCUUGGGUUGCAAUACACAGUGAUGUGUUAACUACAGGAUGCCCAGCAGCACUGGAAAGAGGUUUAAACCUACUAAAUACAUCCCUGUCUCCACAGCAGCUGCCUUAUUAGUGGGUUCGACUACUUUAUUUUUUGUUUUCACGUGCCCCUGGUUAACAAGAGCCAUCUCCCCAGCCAUCCCUGUGUACAAUGGGCUCGUGUUCUUGUUCGUACUUGCAAACUUCAGCAUGGCAACUUUCAUGGACCCUGGAGUUUUUCCACGAGCAGAUGAAGAUGAGGAUAAAGAUGAUGACUUCCGAGCUCCACUCUACAAGAAUGUGGAGAUUAAAGGAAUCCAAGUACGGAUGAAAUGGUGUGCCACGUGCCAUUUCUAUCGCCCGCCCCGCUGCUCCCAUUGCAGCGUCUGUGACAACUGUGUUGAGGACUUUGACCAUCACUGCCCAUGGGUCAACAAUUGCAUAGGACGGAGGAACUACCGAUAUUUUUUCCUCUUCUUGCUGUCCUUAAGCACACACAUGGUUGGAGUGUUCAGCUUUGGGCUGAUCUAUAUUUUAAACCAUAUGGAAAAGCUGGGGGCAGCUCAUACUACCAUUACCAUGGCUGUCAUGUGUGUGGCUGGAUUGUUCUUUAUCCCAGUCAUUGGUCUCACAGGUUUCCAUAUUGUUCUAGUGGCACGAGGGCGUACAACCAAUGAGCAGGUGACGGGUAAGUUCCGUGGGGGGGUGAAUCCUUUCACUCGGGGAUGCUGUGGUAACGUGGAACAUGUGCUCUGCAGCCCUCUGGCUCCCAGGUACAUUGUUGAGCCAAAGAAAAAGCAGGCUGCAAGUGUGAAGCCUCCUUUCUUCAGACCAGAUCUUUCCGAGCGACAGAUCACAGUGAAGAUAAGUGACAAUGGGAUCCAAGCCAAUCUUCACCGAAGCAAGUCUAAAGUUAGCCUGGAAGGUCUGGAGGAUAAAACCAUGGACACCCAGCCACCUCUGCCUCCUAAAGGAGAUCCAAGCAAGUAUUCUGAACUAAAGGGGCAGCUGGGAACCAGUGAAGAAAGUGGUCUUUCACCUAAAUUGAUCAGUCCCCCCACUCCUGCCAUGUAUAAGUAUCGACCAGCUUUCAGCAACAAUCCCAAAGUCCACUACCAUGCUGCAGCUGAGCAGAUCACCAUGCAGGAGGGACACAAGCAAGGAGUAUUGAUUGAAGAGAACAACCAGAGCCUUGAUUAUCAAUCGGAGCCCAACCUGGACAUCCCGAACUACAGGAAGAGCUCGCUUCACAAGACUUAUCAGUCCUCCCCACUCCAGAUAGACUCCUUCGCCGUCAAUUCGCGAUCCCUGAGCUUGAAGUCUGCCAGCAGGAGAGGGACAGACAAAGUGCCGCUUCAUCCAAUAAAAUCAGAAGGGGCUGCUUCCACCCCCUACAAAAGCAUCUUUUCCCCCAACUCCCUGUCAAACAGAAAUGGAAGUCUGUCUUAUGAUAGUUUGCUAAACUCCAUGUCCCCCUCCGGGAGGAAAUGCAUAGCCCAUUCUGCUGUUGGCUCCGUCGGGUACCAUUCACCAUAUUUGUCAGCCAAAAUGUGCCACCUACGGGGGAGCGAGCUGCAGCGCCAGGCACCACAGAGUUUCAGCCCAGUGCUGGGGGGCCCAGCGCCACACCAACGGGACCCCUCUCCCGUCCGUUACGACAACCUUUCAAAAACCAUCAUGGCAUCCAUCCAGGAGAGGAAAGAAAUGGAAGAAAGGGAGAAGCUCCUCCUCUCACACCCGGAUUCGGUGUUUGCAGACUCGGGUGUGUAUGACACCCCUAGCUCUUACAGCCUUCAGCAAGUCAGCGCGCUGUCUGAAGACCCUCGCAGCAUGGUGAUGAGAUAUGGCUCCAGAGACAAUUUGAUGAAGGCGACCAGUUUUAGCACAAGGAACCCUAUACUCCAAUCCUCGGUGUCUUCCCUCUCAAGUGCAAUGGCCAGGGCACCAAGGACUUCCACAACUUCCCUUCAAGCCGAUUUAGCCAAUAACAAUGUCCAGUCCCAACAGGCACUACAGGGCAGGGUGAGCAAUGGCUCCUACAAGUCACCAGGCCAUCAGGUCCCAUCAUCCCCUACAGGGAUGCCUAGGUCACCCUCUUAUGGAGGUCCGAAGGCUGUCUCAUUUGUUAACACUGUGGAAAUAACAGAGGUGCAAUCUGUGGGAGCACAAAGGGAGGACAUGCAGUUGAAGACACCUCACAGUAAAAUAAAUGGACAGCCAAAAGGAAUUUCCAGGGCAGAUUGUCGAUUGGGUUCAACGUCAAGUUCCCAGGGGGCCCCGGUCAGUCCUGCUAGACACUCUAACGUUAAGAAGGUGUCUGGCGUUGGUGGAACAACCUAUGAAAUUUCAGUGUAAAAUAAAAAGAAAUUUAAAAUAAAGAGCCAUCCAUUAAGCCAGCCAUGAAGCUAGGUGCACUGUGAAGACUCAAACAACAUCAACCACAAAAGGAGCAGCAGCUGCCAGUGUCCUUUUUUGUUUUUUUUCUGUUUGUUUGUUUUCAUCUUUCUCUUUUGGCCAAAAAAGAGCUGCAGCCUUAUUCUUGUGGGAAUAAAAUUGUACAGUCCAUCAGAAACUGUCUUGAACUGACUGCGGAAACUGGCUACCACCUAGCACCACAACCAUAGAGAUUAUUUCUUUCAUGAAAGAGAGUGAAAAGCCAUUGUGUAUUUGUCUGUCAAACAAAACUGUUGUGUAAAAGUUGUGCUGUGAUGAAGAAUUAAUCUGGGGUCAUGUUUUUCCUCACCACGAGUUUUCUGGCCAGCAAAAUCUCGGGACAAGCCCUGGCCUGACUGCUGUUUUCUUACAGACAUGGAGACCAGACUCCCUGUUCGCAGUCUGUGUGUAUGAGAACUACCAUUUGUCCCCAAAGCAUUGUUGGUGUUAUUCCUCCUGCUUUAAAGGAACCAGACAGGACACAGUGGCCCUCAAGCAUCAUGUAGUGUUUUCAUGUCUCUCUCUCUCUCUCUCUCUCUCCCCACCCCCAUCACUUGCUCUGGGCGGGAGGGGAGAAAGAAUAGCAGCAGCUUCUCACUGUCCAAGAUUCGCCUCCCUGUGUGUGAAAUUCUGUGUGUGUCCAUUUGUGUCUUAUGGAAUCGGACUGCCACAUAAGUAAGGAUUUUUCAUUCCUCCCUGUUACUCCCCCUCCCUCUAUUUUUAAAGACUUCUGAUUCUGAAAAACAAGCCUCUAAGACAUAAAAAAAAUUCAGAUGGGAAACUAUCUCUCUCCUCCUUUUUGUUGAUGGGAUUUAUGCAGUAACAUGGUUUAUUGUCUUGCAGUGGUGCAGUGUGUAUAAUCUUAGAGGAAAGUUAUCACGAUCCAUUGAGUUUUGCAGUGUGUGUGUGACUGAGCCAAGCACAUACCUAGAGGAUAUAAAUUUGCUGCCUACCUAAUGAGCACCAGCCCUCUGGGCAGAAAGUUUUUUCCAGUCAAUAACUUUUUUCAAUAUCAGUUAUGUCCAUUUAGUUCUCUGGGCUUUCCUCCUUCUCCUGCCCUCACAAAGCUAUGUUUACCUUUUUGGAUUUUGAGGCAGCAUUAUUUUAAGAACCAAAAAAGAGCCAGGCAGAUAGCGUAUGGAAUCUCUGCCUUCUGACUGGCUCUUCAGAGGUAAAUAGGUUUUGCUGGACAUCUAAAUUCAUCUUCCCUUCAGGAUGUUGGCUUCAAAGAGAGUAAUGUUUUCUCUGCAUGCCAUGCUGAAAAUGGAGAGAUCUCUAGAUAUUUGAUAGUUAGAAUUUAUGUAACAAUACAUAAACACUAAGAUUUAUUGUACAUUGAGGAAAAUACUGACCUCAGCUUUGCCUUAGUUAACAUUUGCCUCAUGAUUCAGUAAAUCUUGGCAGCCACCUCAAUAUCUGCUUAUUAUGUCCCUUGUAUAUCACAUUUCUUUUUGAGAGGUCGGAUCGAAAUGUAUGAAGUUAAUCAUGCUUCUGAGUAACGAUCUUGGCUUGAACCAGAUCAUCUGAAGAGAGAAAUUUGGAAAGUAAUAUAGUGGAAAUAGACCUAAGUAAUAGUGGACAGCAAACUAGAUAUAAGCUCGCAGUGCAGUAUGACAGCAAAAAGGCCCAGUAUCAUUUUGAACUGCAUACACAGAGGUAUCAGAGAGCAGAGAAGUAGUAAUCCCUCUAUAUAGGUUUGGUAUAAUUUUAUCUAGAGUAUUGUCAUUAGUUACAGGCACUUUAUUGCCAGAACGAUACUGGGCAGAAAUGAUACUGACAAAUUGGAUCAAGUUUAGAGGGGAACAACAGAUAUAAACAGAGAGCUGGAGAGGCUGAUUUAUAAAAAGAUUAAGAGGUAAAAAUAUGUAAUUAAUUGACUGAGCAAUGAUUAAGGGAAGGGGGUAUGAUAAGCUUACAGAUAUGUAAUUUAAAGAAUGUAGUCCCAAAAGUGAUACAAGGGGUUAUCACUGGUAGCAAAUGGUGUAUUUUUAAAAGGAAAAACAUUAAACUAAUAGUAGGGGAAGGGGUUGUGAAAUAGUCUUUAGUAGGAAGCCUGACCACUUAGAACAUUUAAACUAAAUUGGACAAAGUAUUAGAAAACCUUCUACAGGGAGCAAUCGUGUACGGGCAAGGGGCUGGUCUAGAUGGCUUUAUAGUUCUCUUCUAUCUUUAAUUUCUACUCAUCUGCAAUUCCAGCACAAAUUUAACUCCUUGAGGGGUGAAAUUCAUCUCUGUGGAGAGAGUAGCACAAGGCCUGUGCAUCACUUAAGGACCACUUAAUGUCACACUUAAGCCAUCAAAACGGGUUAAACGGAACAUAGACCUUGUGUUGGCAGUCUGUACAGGGGCAGAUUAUAUCACCCUGAGUGAUUAUAAAACCAAGCCAUCCAAGUGAGGCUUUUAUAUUGCACCAAUGUAGCUUUUAAAAUAUGCAUCCCAUGGCACUACACUUUGAACAUACUUUACAAUGUUAGAAAAGAAAAAUCCACAUAUUUUAAGGGCAAAAGGGUCUUUGAAAUUACUACAUAAGUUCCUGAGCAAGAAUGGCUUAAUAAGACUAAACACAGUAUUAUAUGUGUAAACCUUUCAAAUACUUAUAGCUAGGGUUAUUUAGCUAUAACUCAUGUGGAGAGAGGAAGAAAAAUGAUUGCAUUGGUGAUACAAAUAAUUAGGUUAAGGUGCAAGUUCUAUAUACUUUUUCUGACGGUGGUUUAACUAGAAUUAAGAUUCAUCUGGCACAUUAAUAGUGUUAUGAUGGUACUAAAAUUUUUUUUUGAAGUUUGCAUAAUAGAGUAAUGUGAAUGACCUGGAGAUGGAAGUAAAUUUUUCAAUUCUUUCUGGAAGUAGUAAUCUAAGAAAUAAUCUGAGAUUGCACUCAGCAAAUUCAGCUCCAUUCCUAUCUAAAGCCCCAGUCCUGCAAUUGGAGCCACAUGAGCACAAGCAUCUGCUUGCACAGUUCUGUUAGAUGAGUGGGGAUCUACUCAUUAGCAAAACUGCUGUUGAUUUUGGGAGCAAGAUCUGGCCCAUGUUAUUUUUUCAAGCUUUCCAAAAUUGCAGUUCUUUAAGCAUUUACAAAUUAUCAAUGAUGUGCUAUUUUUACUCACAUAGUCCUUCAGUUUUUAUAGACAGUAAGGCCCAGAACUUCAGAUGGUGUGAUUUGGUGUAGCGCUCUUUAUGUUGGAUAGAACUAUGCCAAUUUACAUUAAUUGAGGAUCUGAUCCCCUGGAUCAUAACAGAAGAUCCACUGCAGGUUAAUAUGUUUUUAAAGUAGCCUCUUGUUUUGUCUUUCUUAAUUUGUGCUUCAAAAGUCUUAAAUCUUUUUAAUAUGUUUUUAUUUUUAGCAGUAGAUUGUAUAUUAUGUCUAUUUCUUAUUUAAGAAACAUCAAGUUUUCAUUGCAAAUCCCAUUUUAUUAGCAUCAUUUCACUGUUCAUUCAUUCCAGUUUAACAACCCAGUUUCAUUUUAGUACAGUGUAUCUUGAGAGCAGUAGCUUUAAUUAACUGUAUAAUAAAUAGAGUAACAUGAUAUUAAAUGAACCUUACUCCCUGAAUGGGUGAGAGAGGAGAUGUUUUUACUUGAAGCCUUACAAUUUUUCUUUUUUUUUUUUACUUCUUUGUGUGUUGACUUAAUAGGAAAACCUGCAUAGCAAUGAAUUUGAAACGGUGGGCUAAAUUCUGCUCUGACUUACAACUGACAUUUGGCUCUGUAUGUUGAAACCUGGAUGCAGAAGUACCUGAGUGAGCAAAAAUGUUGUGUUGUCUGAAGGGGAAAAAAACCUCAGGGUUCUAUAUUUUCAUGUAGCUGGGUAAUAAAGUUUCAGAGAAGUGCAGCUUGUGAGUAAGUAUAUUAAAGAAAUCUCUACCUUGCAUUAUUGUGGGAGGCUAUCACAGGAAGCACACAGUCAGCACAUGUUUGUAUUUACUUUUUAAAUUAAAUAAAACCCAAAUUCAAUCAUUUCUUUUGGUUAACCUCAGCUGUAAGAGCUACCCAGACCUAUGCUUUAAUGUCAAAAAUCUGAUAUGUGGCAAAUGAACUGUUUGUGUUGCUGUUUUGAAAGUGGAACCCAAGUAUUAUCUGAACUUUGCCUAGGAUAAUUGCAUCAUGAAUACUAUAAGGAAGCCUCUUCAGAUGAUGGCUGCACUCCUAUAAAGCUUAAAUGAUCUGGACAUUGCAAUGCAGUUUUCUUUGUACUAUACCUCUGGUCUAGCCUAGAGAUACAUAUUUGAAGAGGGAAGGGUCGGGAGGGUCAAUGUUGCUGUCACGUAGCCAGUUUGGGAUGUUUAUGUUGACAUGUUUUUACAGUCUAUAUUGCACCUGUCCUGCCACCUUGAAUUGUUGGAAUGUAUCUGUGCAGGCUUUGUGGAGCUCUGUCUAUAAAACAUUUUUUGGCUUUGGUCAUACAUAUAGGGAUAGAUAGAUAGAUAGAUUUAAAUGCUUGAGUUACUUUGGUAUUUUAAGGUGUCAAGUUUUCCUGGAGUUUCUGCAUCAGACUGUAUCGCUUCAGUAUUAUCUAGAAGGCUCAUAUGUUCUUUCUACCCCUUUUCUGAGGCCUUGUUAAUGUUCCAUUGAUUACAUCACAUUCCAUGGGCGAAAUCCUAAGUGACCUGGAGCAUCUUCAGCUCCCCCUGACUACACUGAGAGUUGCAGAUACUCAGCACCGUCCUGGGCUGGCCUCCAUGUAUGUGUAAAAUGUAGAAGUGUGUGAAAUGUGGUAGUCUUGCAUGGAACAAAGGUCAGUCUGGAUGCAAAAACCUCCAGUGGUAAAACACAAAAGGAACUAAUUGUAUCUUAAAUACCUUCUUCCAGAUGCCUAAAAGAGGGUGGAAAAACAAGAUGAGAUGACUCCUUAUCGUAAUCUCUGAAGGCACUUGUAUUGCGAAUGAUUAACUGUGGUAUCCAGGACAGCAGGAUGUGUACAUCUGACAGAUAGCAAAAUUCCAGUCUGUCUAACCAUCUCUAUCAACCCCUAUUUGUUUCUAGAAUGUGACAAUAUGCCAGUUAUGUCUGUGCUACUAGUUUAUAGUUGAUACAGUUUCCAAACCCUCUUAAGAGCAGCUGCUGUGGGAUCUUAGAAGCCAUAAUGUGCUGUAUGGUGACACUGAGAAAGGAUUCAUUCAUGAAGGGUGUUCAUUGUAAAUGCUUGUCAUGCUUGUGUUCUGGAGUCUCUUUGAGUGAUAAAGAUUAAGCUAUAUAUAUAGAAUGAUCAGAUCCUCAGCCAGUGUAAAUCAGCAUCGCUCCAUUGACUUCAGUUCAAAUGGCUGAGGGUCUGGCCCACUAUAUUUUAUAUAAAAUCAUUCCAGCUUAUUCAGAUGUUUUCUAUAAGACACAGCUAAAUUUACUAAGUUAGCAUUAAUUUCUCUGAUUUCUUUUUAGAGUCCUGUGGGUCAAGUUUCGGCUCACUUUUAAAACUAGAGACAAGAAUGUAAUAUUUGAAACAAGGAGAGACACAGAUGGGAACUACUUGUGCAGGUGAAAAUGGCUUUUAGGGGAAGAACAAUUAUAUACUAAGUGGAUUUGAAUUACUGUCAAAAUAAUUUUUGUUCGUCUUAUCACAAUAACUGGAGUUUUUUAAAGAAGACAUCUCACAGCUCGUGAACCUGUAUCAUCGAAACAUUUCAAAAAUGUCUCGGUUAGACAUUUCAAACUAGAUGGUGAAAUAUGAUUUACUUCCAUAGUUAAAAAGAAUUCUAAAGAACCGAUGGUACAUUUGACUGUGCCUUAUAAAGAUAUAUGAUAUAUGUAUAUAUAUCUAUAUAAUAUAUACAUAAAUGUGUACAUAUAUUCAAAGAAAACUGGUUAGAGAUCUGCUCAUCUGGUAUAUUUUAAAAGUGCGACUGAUGUUUGUUUACAGAAACAAAAUUAGGGGCUGUGUCAGCUGCAAUAUAUAUACCAAAAAUAUUUGUUGAAAUACAAGCUGAAAAUACAAUAGAAGGUUAGAUCAGAGACAGCAUCUCUGCCAAAGGGUUCUCUUGAAGGCUCUGAAAAAGUAAAAUCAAGUAGGUGGCAGAACAAGUUAAGACUCUUUUGAGGAACAUUUAAAAAGAGGAGUGGUUAUGAAGACUUGGGGAAAACCAGUGUUAUUAUCUUAGACCUUGUCCUUCAGCUUAGUUCCAUAUAUUUAUUUUCACUGUUACACCCUCCUGUUGCCCCAUAUCUUAUGUAUUCACCUUCUUUCAAAGCAAUUGUAGAAAGCAGGAUAGAGGACGUGAUGAUCUUGCUGUGGUAAAUCCUUUGUUCCAGUUCUGUUCUAUGCAUGUCUCCAUAUCCCCAAGUGUGUGCAAUAUGGCUGUCUUAGUAUAUGAUGUCUAUUAGCAUACUUCUUGGACCUGGAUCUACAAAGAGGGGAAACAUGCCUGGUGCUCAAAGGAAUAAAGCAGGGUGAGUGUGGAAGGGUGGGUUGCAUUUCCUAAAAGAGGGUGAGAGGAUAGAAAAGUGGAAGUAAUUCCUCAAACCAAAGCAGCUUUGGAAAAGCUGGCUCAUGUACAGCAGUAAGACACCUUGUGUUUCAUUGACCUUGGCAGCAUUUCAUUAGUCCUUUCAUGUGAACAAACUGACCUCAAACAAUUUCUUCCUCAGUAGACACACAGCCAUACCCAUAUACUCAGCUAUGGCUUUUGCACAUUUUUGGACAUUAGAUCUUGUUUCAGCGUGAGAUAAGUGAGUCUAGGUUUAAAUGAUUCACCCUCUCUGGUGAUUGUAAGGAAGAACUUACAUUAUCCAUAUUAUCUUUUCCCUACACUUUCUUUCCCUCACACUAUCUCAUGCCAUGCAGCUAUCCUGUUACAUUUUGUUCACAUUCAUUCCUUUCUGUGGAUCCUUCAGACACUUGUACCAUAGAACUGGGGUCCUCUAUUGCUCUUCUUCAACAGUAACUGUUUGUGGGAAUUAAAGAGGAUUAACACUAGCUGUCCUCCAUGUGUUAGAUCUAGUGUGUAGAUCCACUCCCGGAAUAUCUGGCCUCAGCCACAAUAGCAGAUGUGGAGACACUGGCUGUCUGGUCAACAUGAACAUAAUCAGCAUCUGCAGAUAUUCCAGCUAUCCAUUCCUCAUUAAUCAAAGUUGCUCAGGACUUCUUGUGCACAACCCUUUAAGUGGAGGCACCCAGUUUGUGGUCCAGUGCUAUAGCAAAAGAGUAUGUUAUGAUUUAUGGGCCAGGUUCUGCUCCGUUCCUGGGCCUUCCAAUAGUCACACAGAAUCUGAAAACUCCUUAUGGGAGAAGAGAAGUACAGCCAACACAAAAGUUCAAAAAUUGCUGUUUUGUUCUUUCAUUUUCUCUGCAUUCUUCUCUUGCGCCUUCAAGGCACAUCUGGUUCAUAUUGUCAAGCUUUUCUUCACAACCAUAAGGACUUUAUUGUUUUAAAGUGAAAGCAGUGAUUCUCACAUAAUCAUGACUCUGGGAGCUGGGGUUUUAAGCCAAAUAUCAAAAAUUCUGAGACUUGCCAUAAAAUCCUGAGAGUUGGCAACACUGUAAUGUAAUUUCCUAAAAAACACCUAAGGAAAGCCCUAUUUGCAAAGUGGCUGUUCACAGAGCCUGACUCACCACAGCAUUAUGCUCAUGUGACUCUAUAGAGUUACACUGGUGUAAAACUGGAGUAACAUAGUGAAUUAGAGCCCCAUAGCCAUCUCUAUGUUCUGACUAGCAAAACUCUUGUCUCAAAAUUAAUCCUUUGGCAAUUCUCCUGCACUUGUUUGUUUGAAAAAAUAAUAUAGUUACUUUCCUGCCUACCCUGACCAAGAAACCAUCUGAUGGUAUGAUAUGGAUUUUGUUGGCUAGUGUAUGCCCCAAAUUUGGGACUUUCAAAACCAGAUUAUGUGAAUUGGAUGUCCAAUCCCUUUGACAGCUUUGAAAGUCCCAGUUUAAAUUUAAGAUUCGUUGAGACAAACAAAGGUAAUAUUCAUGCUGUCUUUAGAAUUCCAGCCAAAACAAGUUCUUGCUUGGAUUUCAACACCACCUUGCAAUCCUUGUGCCAGCGCAUGAGAACCAGAUGAAGAAACUGACUGGAAACAAAAAUGAAAUUGUCCCAUCUGUUUUCACUCUGAGAUCUGUUCGGAGUGCAGAAAGCAAGCAAAGAGUAAAAAAUUGACUAGAUUUCUUAAAUUAUUUCAGUUUUAAAUGAUCUAAAGUGUCAUUGUUAAUUACUUAAGUAAGACAUUUUGUAUUUUAAAAAUUUCCCCUUUGCAGAAAACCAAAACCAAAAACCAUCCACCUUACAAACGUAAAUGGUUUAAAAGCCUUUCUUGUAAGAAGGUCAUGUAGGUUACCAGCCAUGUAAAAUCCUCAGGACCCUAUUGAAAUUUCCAGGGUUUAUUUAAUCUCUUAAAAAUCCCACCACUCCAUAUCAGUGCUCACUUACUGGCAUGUUUUUUGCUCCAUGGGGUCAAGAGUACCAUUCUGAGGAUGCACUUAAGCUAUUGCCUGGACUUGAUGCCUGCUGGAAAAACUUUCAGUGAGAUAGUUUAGGGAAAAGAUUAAAAGAAUAUACCAGGUUUGCCUUGGAAAAGUUGAUGCCAGAGUAAGAGAUUAAGGAAAAGUUAGGCUGUCAUCUGAGGAAUGUAUCGCUUUGUAAUUACCGUCCAUGUUUUGGAACCAAAGUGUCCUUAAGUGAGUAUGUAUUGAGCCACAGCUGCACACAUGGUCCUCAACGGAGCCUGACUCUAGGGCUUUUCACACCAAAACCCCAGCCUUGGCCACCUGAGAUAAACAAGUAACUCUCUUAGAUAUGGCAUGAGAGAGUACCUGUUUCCAGAGAGACAUGAUACCACAUAUUAAGCCAGUGAAUUACAUAUGCACAGCUCCCAAUGAAGUGGUGAAAGCCUGACCCCAUUAAAGUGAAUGAGUUUUGCCAUUGACUUCAGUGGAUCUUGGAUUUCACCCAAUGUGUAGUUCUUAAGUGGCACCUUUAGGACAUAAGUUAUCUAACAUUAGAACAACAUUUAGGGCUCCUAAUUAGAAUUGGUCAAAAAUGUUCAAUAAUUUUCAACAAAGGGCAUUUUUUUGUGAAAACUUUCACCAAUAUUUCCCCAUCUUUUGAUGAGCUGUACUUCUAAUGGUCCUGCUGCAGCACUCCCACAAAGCCAGUGUAAAAGGGCUCUAUACAGGGGAUCUAAAAUGGCCUGGGAUGAAGAAGGAAUCCUUCAUCCACAAGCUAGGGUUUUGGUAAUGGAGCAGCAAAGCAGUCCUCAGCUGUCUUCCUGCAUUCACCUCCAUGGGAAAUCUACACCUGUGGAUCAUGGGCCAUGGCUGAUAGGUCAGUUCCCGUACCAUGUCCUAGACCACCUGCACUGUAGCAGAGAAGCACUGUGCCUAUGGAGGUGAAUAGAUUCCGUGUGCUUCACAUACACUGGAACCACAGCAGUUUCACUGUGUUGAAAGACUCCUUCACCCAUUUUAGAAGAGUGACAGCAUAUGGUCCUAAGUUACUGAAUGUCUUCAAAAUGCUUCAGGAUCCUUGGAUGAGAGCCACUAGGGGAUCACAAUUUAAUAUUAUAACUUCUAUUAUGGCAGACAAUGCUCACAAUAAUAAUCAAAAACACAGGUGUUGGAGGGAAUAAAUGUUGUCCUGAUUGUUCCUCUUGUGAGAUCACACAUUAAAUGACUUCAUGCUACCAACAAAAAUCUUUCCAAAUAUCUCUAUCCUUUUGCUUUUAUUUGUUUUUUUCGUUUUAAUGCUCUGGAGAAGGUAUUUGAUACAAGAUUUUUGAUACAAGUUAAUGGUCUGAUCCUGUAGCUUUAGCCAGGAAAAACUCCCAUUGCUGUCAAUGCAACAUCUGAGUAAAUUCAAUGAAUUUCCUUGUGGGCUCAGUCCUGCAACCCUUACACUGCUAGUCCAGUUGGUCUCAGGAUCAGCCCCUAACUGUCUCAGUGAAAAAUGUCUAAAAGUAUAGAUUUUAAAAUAGGGAAGCAAAUGCUUGUAAAUAGAUGGGUUAGGGUAUGAACUGAGUGCUUUUUCAGAAAAGUUUUAUAACAAAAUGCAAACAUACAGAUUACUUCCAUGGAGUUGGUCACAAUCUAAUGUACAUUAGAUAACAAAAUGUGCAAAUUUUGCACAGGUAUCUUACUGGCAUUUUCCCAGCAUUAAGCUUUACGAUUUGCAGAAACCAGAUAUAGUAGUUAUAUGGUCAAUGUGAAGGAUGAUCUGGUGGGUAAGGCACUGGAAUGGGCUUCAGGGGAACUGGGUUCAGUUUCUAGCUCAGAUUUUUUAUUUGACUUUGGGCACAUCUGUUAAUCUCUCUGUGCCUCGGGUCCACCUGUGUCAAUACUGCCUCUUGCCCUCACAAGGGUGUUGUGAAUCUCUGUAAGGGCUCAGAUCCUAUAGUGAUGAGGAUUAGAUAGAUACACCCCAAAGGUAUCCAGGAGCAAUUCGGUAGCUGUGUGCAUUUUCGACUCCAAGCUAAAGACUUUAGCAUCUUUUUAAAUUACUGCUUUGGUGAUGGAGUUUUGAGGCUGGUUGUCUGAUGGAUGUUGUUUAUGGGAAUCUAAGUCUCAAAUGCUGACUUUGAAAGACCAGUUUAGUACAGAUCCAAAACAACUUUCUGCUUGAUUCUUUCUUUGACCUUUUGAAUAUUUCCUUAUAAUGUUUAUCUCUCUGCCAAUAAAACCUGCUUUACAGUGUCCUAUUUAUUCCAAAAGGGCAUAUGCAUGACUGCCUUAAGCAAUUUAGCUCUCCUUUCCCUGCUAAUUGGGAUGGUUGUGUAUUAUAAUUUAUUUUUUCAAACAAUGAGCAGAAAUACAAUAGAAUAAACUGCAGUAGAUUGAGUGGCCUUAGAAAGAAGAUACUACAUCUUACUGAACUGUGGGUUUGCAGCACAGAAUACAGAGUGGUAGUGGGCUUUUGGAGCCGCCUCCAAGGCCUGCGUUGCUGAGGAAAUGCAACUUUUUUUAUUUUUUCUUGAGUGCUAAAAAGCUACUAUGUUGCCAUGACAAAAGCGUUAUUAUUUCCUGUCUUUCUGUGUCCAUUUUAAUGUUGUACAGAAAUACAUAUAAAUAUAUAUCUGAUGCCCAGGAUUCAUAGCACAUGAAGGAUAUCAAAGAAGGAAUAAAAUCAUAUAUUGGUGUACAAAAUAUUUCCAUUGCUAAGAUGGUCCUUUCUGCAAGACCCUGUUUUUAAUCAUAAUUUGAAAGUGGUUGGGAGGGCUAGAAAUAAUAACUCUUUGGGAUGUUUAAGAUAUGAAAACACACCCUGCUUUUAAGGGUUAGUUGGUUAGGUGUGUGUGAGAGAGAGUGUGUGUAAAUACAAUUUGCAUGAGUUUAUUUAAAUGUAAAGGCAAAAUAAAUAUAUUUAUUUUCACUUGUAUUAAAGCACAGAAUGGCUGCAUUUUUCAAAACCUGUAACCCUAAGUAAGAAAAUAUACCAUGGUAAUUUACUGUAUUUCUCCCGCAUUUUUUUUACCGAAUUUAUAAUACUGUUCUCUCUGGGUAUUUUGCUUUUCAUUUAAUUUCCAAAAUAAAUUUUUUCUUGUGUUUUAUCUA